Orycteropus afer afer is the source of this 1602-nucleotide messenger RNA. RefSeq names its product pyruvate dehyrogenase phosphatase catalytic subunit 2 (gene PDP2). NCBI's taxonomy places the organism in Eukaryota, Metazoa, Chordata, Mammalia, Tubulidentata, Orycteropodidae. Gene Ontology annotation, molecular function: cation binding; protein serine/threonine phosphatase activity. Gene Ontology annotation, biological process: protein dephosphorylation. The record is from RefSeq and is a predicted model, not a curated record.
AGUCUCAGAAUGUCAAGUACUGUGUCCUCCUGGGUCUUAAAUUCUGCAAGAAACAGCAUCGCCACAUUACGUGGAGGUGGACGUUUAUACUCAAGAUGUGUCUCAAAUAGGAAUAAAUCAAAAUGGAGGCUUUUUACCAGGUCGCCAGCCACCCUGAAAAGCAGUUCCCCUCGUGGUGGCUUUGCCCUGCAGAAAGCUUACAGACACACAUCUACAGAAGAAGAUGAUUUCCACUUGCAGCUGAGUCCAGCACAGGUGAAUGAAGUGCUGCGAGCAGGUGAGUCAGCCCACAAGAUUCUUGACCUUGACAGCAGAGUCCCAAGUUCAGUGUUGCAGUUUGAGAGCAACCAGCUGGCCGCUAACUCCCCUGUGGAGGACCGCCGAGGGGUGGCCUCCUGCUUGCAGACCAGCGGGUUGAUGUUUGGCAUCUUUGAUGGGCAUGGUGGCCACGCAUGUGCACAAGCAGUGAGUGAAAGGCUCUUCUACUAUGUGGCAGUGUCACUGAUGUCCCACCAAACCCUGGAGCGGAUGGAGGGAGCGAUGGAAAGCAUGAAGCCCCUGCUGCCUAUCCUUCAGUGGCACAAGCACCCGGGGCACAGUAUCUACAAGGAUGUCACAUCAGUGCACCUUGACCACCUCCGUGUCUACUGGCAAGAGCUGCUUGAUCUACACAUGGAAAUGGGACUGAGCAUCGAGGAAGCAUUAACGUACUCCUUCCAAAGACUAGAUUCUGACAUCUCUCUGGAAAUCCAGGCCCCCCUGGAAGACGAGGUGACAAGGAACCUUUCACUCCAGGUUGCUUUCUCUGGGGCAACAGCUUGUGUGGUCCAUGUCGAUGGAGUUCACUUACAUGUGGCAAACGCUGGUGACUGCCGUGCCAUCCUUGGUGUCCAAGAGGACAGUGGCGUGUGGUCAUGUCUGCCACUCACCCGCGAUCACAACGCCUGGAACCAGGCUGAGCUGUCGCGGCUUAAGAGGGAGCAUCCUGAGUCAGAAGAUAGGACAAUCAUCAUGGAUGACAGGCUGCUGGGUGUCCUUAUGCCCUGUAGGGCCUUUGGGGACGUCCAGCUCAAAUGGAGUAAGGAGCUGCAGCGCAGUGUCCUAGCACGGGGCUUCGACACGGAGGCUCUCAACAUCUACCAGUUCACACCCCCCAACUAUUAUACUCCCCCUUACUUGACUGCUGAGCCCGAGGUCACAUACCACAGGCUGAGGCCCCAGGAUAAGUUCCUCGUGCUGGCCUCUGAUGGCCUGUGGGAUGUGCUAGACAAUGAAGCUGUGGUAAGGCUGGUGGUGGAGCACCUGGACGAGGCAGGUCGGCACAAGCCUGACUUGGCCCAGAGACCCACCAACCUGGGCCUCAUGCAGAGCCUGCUGCUGCGGAGGAAAGCCAAGGGGCUGCACACUGCUGACCACAACGCAGCCACACAUCUCAUCAGACAUGCCAUCGGGAACAACGAGUACGGGGAGAUGGAGCCGGAGCGGCUGACAGCGAUGCUAACGUUGCCAGAGGACUUGGCGAGGAUGUACAGGGACGACAUCACUGUCACCGUGGUGUAUUUUAACCCAGACUCAAUUGAUGCGUAUUACAAGGGGGGUUAA